Metarhizium brunneum ARSEF 3297 is the source of this 270-nucleotide messenger RNA. RefSeq lists its product as uncharacterized. The record is from RefSeq and is a predicted model, not a curated record. Lineage: Eukaryota; Fungi; Ascomycota; Sordariomycetes; Hypocreales; Clavicipitaceae.
AUGUCUGACUAUAAACCCACAGAACACAACGGCCUAAAGAAGGAUGGCAACCCUGACAAAAGAGUCGGCACAGGAGGGUUUGCGUACGGCAAAGUAGAUCCUCACCUCGCUGGCAUGGAAGGCGCCAAGGCGGCCGCACGUGGUAGUAGCGGUUCACCAAAUGGUUCAUCCUCUGGGGGCGCUGAUGGCUCCGGGGGCGAUUAUAAGCCCACAGAGCAUGGCGGUUUGCGCAAGGAUGGCAAGCCUGACGGACGAGUCCAGGGAAACUAG